GACCGAGGUCCGGAUCUCGUACUCAUAUGUAGUUACAGCUCUGUGUGUGCAGGUUAUGCUUUUAAUAUGACUGAAGGCUCUACUACCGACUGAAGCGAUGCGCUCGCCUUCAACCACCAAUUUCACGGCGCUGUUUGUUUGCGCAUGGCCAGUCGCUCUCGAGGUCUUUCCGUCUCACUCGCAACCGGCAUCUUUGUACAAAAAAAAUCUUAUCACUGGUGCAUCAACACCUGGGGUAGGUUUUUCGUUAUUGUGUUUAAUAUUGAUAUAUCAAGAGAGGAGUCGGCCGUUUGUUUUUUUAUGCAUAGGAUGUUUGUUAUAGUAUUGUAGGCUAAUGUGAUUAUUGUUGAAUAUUUGUCCUCUUUGAUUCAUUGACGCAUAGGCCUAUAUAUAGAUAUCGACCUCUUAAAACGUAACAUUUCAUCUAAUAAAUAGGCAACGUUAUUGUGAUGGUCAUCAAGGUCAUCCCAGUGUUGAUUGUGCACUGUUUUUAAAAACUAUUAAACCUCUAUCGUGUGUUAAAAUUGAAGGGAUUUCAUGAUAUAUAGGCCUAAUUCAUAUAGAAAAUGUGUCAGUAGCCGACUGUUUGAGGUAAAUAUUUAGCCUACAGCCUAUUGUCACACAGCUAGACUCUCGUCAAUCUCUAGAUCUGGUAGCCUACAAUUAGCAGAUGAGAUAUGAUUAUGAUAAUGAAAAAGGUUGUUCUUGUUAAUACUAUAUCAACGUUUUUUGACUCUCUCCACCCUUUUUAAUGAUAAUCGGAGCAUCUGUGUUACCAGCAGUAGCACUACAUGGUGGCGUUCCAUCGAGGUUAAAUGGUUGGAGGGAUGCAUUUAUUCCCAAAUAAAUAGUCUACAAUCUGCGAAUCAACAGUGAAGUGUUUAAUAUACGUAUAAUUAAAAUAGCCUGCAUGGAUCAGUAAAUGCUGGUUUGGAUUGUUAACAUUGCCAGCGUUCAAUGUGAUUAGUGCACUUCUAGGCAGUGAUUUUCCUGAUUAAGGAAUGCGCUCUCCAUGACCAAGGUUUACACACUUCAACGCUUUAAUUUGAAAUACUUAUUGUUUUGUGACGACUGCAUAUGUUAUUCUAUCUCAUUUAAAUAAAUAUAUUGUGGCCUUUGCUAACCUAGAAUAUUCUAUUUCGAUUUAAAUUACGCUUAGAUUUCACUAAAUAUGGUGGACUAUUCAAAUUUGGGAGGCAGGCACUGCAUGCGUAAUAAGCCUACAUGUCAAUGUCUAUUUCAUUAUUUCAUAAAUUUCUGCAGGUGUUCAGCAAAAUAAUUAAGGGUGGCAUAAUUUAACGACAUGAGCAGAUCCACUGAAUGUCGAUGGAGUCUGUGAAAUCCGUAGAGCUCCAUGAUUUGGGGGAUGGGGACAAGCGCGCAGCCUGCGAGGCCGCUACAACUCCGGGACAAGGUCCUCGGACAGCGCCCAGAGCUGGAAUCGAGAACACGUCAUAUCAGGAAGAAGAGCACGAGAUGAGGUUCAGUGACCCAGCCAGCUCGAGUGUUCAUCGGUCCAUGUCUAAUGAUAGGGGCUACCAGACACAACCCCAGCCUUUCCAGCGAAAUGAGCUGUCACCCCGGUCUGAGGAGGGCCAUGUGACUGACUUCAAUGACCAUUCUGUCGACUAUGGGUUCAUAUCUGCCCUGGUGUUCUUGGUGGGUGGAAUAGUACUGGUAAUCAUUGCCUAUACCAUCCCCAGAGAGGCUAAGGUCAACCCAGACCUGGUGUCAGCUCGUCAGAUGGAGAAACUGGAGAUGUACUACGCACAACUGGGCUCGCACCUCGACAAGUGUAUCAUAGCAGGCCUGGGACUGUUGACUCUAGGGGGAAUGCUCUUGUCCAUCUUGCUAAUGGUGUCCAUAUGCAAAGGUGAGCUGUACCGCCAGAGGACUUUUGUCCAACCCAGGAAGACGUACGGGUCGAUUCACCUGCGGAUGAGACAGUUGGGCGAGGGGGGAGAAUCUAUUGUUGAAUGUGAACCUAGUCACACUGGCACCACAGCUCCAGCCAUAAGUACAGAUGGAACACAGAUGUCCAGUGGGACCCAACAGGAGUAGCACAAUCUGAGCACAUUUCUAUCCACAGACUAUGUGAAGGGUUGUAAUCAUUGCUUGAGGGGCUUUGUGAAAAGUGAAGCAAGCAAGGUAAGCUGAAUGUGGUUAAGACUAAGAGCACAUCUGGAACUACACAUCAUGUAUUGUUGGAUGUAGGAUCAAAUCAGAGACUGAGAUGGAACUGAAAAGCACAAUGGGCACCCUUGAGGAACUCAUUGUAUAGGCUAACUUGACAUGCUGUAAACAGAUGGCUAUCAGCAUCUUUUCAAGACUUGAAUAUAUGUCUGGAUAAUAUAUUUAUCACAUUGUUAAUGAACAAAACAUGUACAAUAUGUAUAGGCCUACAAAUGCUGUUGUUGUUAUUGUUAUCAUGUAAGGAUACAAUGCCUUAAAAAGUUAGUCACUGUAAAUUGUGGUGUACACAUAUGCUAACAUUCUAAGCUCAUGUGAGCCAAUAAGCCAAGUUAAAUAUGUAGCAACUCACUGGAGCCACUUAACCUGUUGGUUGUUAUUAUAACGUGGUCUUGGCAAGAAAAUACAGCAGCACAAACAAUAACAUCGAAGCAAGUGAAAUGUUAGAUAUGCAUCAGAGGCUUUGGGCCAGGUUUUUGAUGAAUUUAAGAAAACAACAGAUUAUUUUAUUUACAUUUACAUUACAUUUAAGUCAUUUAGCAGACGCUCUUAUCCAGAGCGACUUACAAAUUGGUGCGUUCACCUUAUGACAUCCAUAUUUCAUAAUGAUGUGGAAAUAUAUAUACCAAAUGUGGAGAACCGGCAACAACUUUUCCUCCAAAAUGUGUUAAAGGAGAUUGUCCACACACACAUACCAUCAUGCAAGGUCUUGACCAAAGAAAUGGGGUCAUAAUUAUAUACUAUAAGUGUCCCAGUUGUUUGCUACAAAUUUAGCCUUUAUCUUUAAAAAUACAUUAGAGCCAUUUGGUAACAUAGAUCAUAUAUCAUAGAAGUCCUUAUGAAACUUUGCAAUGGAAUUAAUGGAGCUGGAAGAAUAAAUCUCUCUCUUUCUCUCUCCCCCCUCUCUUUUCAAAUCAGCAUGUUAAACAGCAGCAGCACAAUAUUUAUUUAUUAUAAAUAUCAAACAUUCAUGAUAGUUAAAUAUAUCGCCUCCAGAUAAGUUAUUAUCCAAAUGAAAUAUUAUUACAGACCAAAUUAUUUAAUGCAAACCAAAGGCCUUUUCAAAUGAUUUAAUGGAGAAAGCUAAUCACUUAUAAAGAAAGUGGUAAGAACAAAGUACUAGUAUACAGAUGAUGAUUUUCUUACCAUCUGGUGAUGCAUUACAUAUAGAGCAACUGAAUGAGACAAUUUAUAAAGCUCAGAAAGCAUAUUCAUGAUUUAAAGCUAAGGCUCCUUUAACAUCAACUGAGGCUAAGGAUUUGGCAAUUUGUCUUCUCUUACAAUUCAAAUGCGAAGUUGAUAUCCAUUCAGUGUAUGUAAUAAAUGUAAUAGCCCAACAUAAAAACACAUCUAAAUCAGAGUGUAUUAGUCACAUGCACAGGGUUAGAUGUGUUUGCAGGGUACAUUGAUAUUCGUAUGCUCAGAGCUCCAACAAUGCAGGUCAAAGAGAAGUGAGUGAAACAAUAAUAACAAAUAGUAAUAGAAAUAAUACUAAGUAAAAUAAUAUAUAAUAAUCAAAAAAAUCAAAUGCUGUGUUGUACACUCAUUGUUGGUCUAUAUUGGCAAGAGCACUUUUGGAAAGGAGGAGCACAUUUUCCUGGAAGAAAUUACAAAUAUCUGGCUUACUGCUAUUAGCCAUAUAUACUGUAAGUUAUGUAAAGGUGGCCAUUGUUUUAAUUUUAAAUCAUGGAGUUAAUAUUAUAUUCACAACAAAUAUAGACAAUAUAUCAGAGAAUUAAGUUUACAGAUAUUUAACAACUAUUUAUAUACAUAUAUAUACAGAACCAUUGUUGGAUCAAUGUAUCGUAGAAAAUAUUUGACCUCCACAAUUGCUGCUGUUCACAUCAUAGGCCUACUCAUAAGUAUUGUACAUUGAUGAAACUUGCAGAGUAAUCUAGUCGUAGAUAUCAGUUCAAGGUUUUAGGAGGCUUUUUCUUAUAAUGGUGUUUUCAACAAUCAAUAAAGUGUCUGUCUAUAGGUUAUGACCAAGAGUAAUGUUGCAUUGCUUGUUAUUCAAACUGUUAAAUAGAGAGGAUCCGUUGAAUGUCCAUGUUAAUCUGAUUGUGUUUGAUGAAUGUUAGGUAAUGUUGUAUUACUACAGAGAUGUUGGACUCAUAAAGGCCCUGCUAGUCUAAGUUUUCAGUUAUUACACGUGAAUACAUACAACUGGAAUAUGCACAACUGGAAUACACUUCAAUACCUUCUCACUUAGUUUGGGUACCAGUCUGUUUUUGCCGUCAUGCCACUCUUUGCCACUCUUUGUCAUGCCAAAAACGACAAUGAGUUGACAUGAUAGCACCAACAUGAUCUGGGACUAGGCUACUUCUCACUCAAGGAUCAUGAAUGAAUGUAAACUAUCCCAAAAGGUGAACAACUGUGGCAUCACAAUAAUACUCACAGUAUUCAUAUUAUGGUUGAUGCAAUACUGAUGUAUGUUGACAUUUGAUGAUUGAAUGACGGUUAGCAUGAUAUCAUCUUCACAUUUUACACACAAAAACCACACAAGAACUUAUGUUAUCACAAUUACAGUUGAAGUUGGAAGUUUACAUACACCUUCGCCAAAUACAUUUAAACUCAGUUUUUCACAAUUCCUGACAUUUAAUCCAAGUCAAAAUUCCCUGUCUUAGGUCAGUUAGGAUCACCACUUUAUUUUAAGAAUGUGAAAUGUCAGAAUAAUAGAGAGAAUGACUCAUUUCAGCUUUUAUUUCUUUCAUCACAUUCCCAGUGGGUCAGAAGUUUACAUACACUCAAUUAGUAUUUGGUAGCAUUGCCCUUUAAAUUGUUUAACUAUGGUCAAACAUUUCGGGUAGCCUUCCACAAGCUUCCCACAAUAUGUUGGGUGAAUUUAGGCCCAAUCCUCCUGACAGAGCUGGUGUAACUGAGUAAGGUUUGUAGGCCUCCUUGCUCGCACACGCUUUUUCAGUUCUGCCCACAAAUUGUCUAUAGGAUUGAGGUCAGGGCUUUGUGAUGGCCACUCCAAUACCUUGACUUUGUUGUCCUUAGGCCAUUUUUCCACAACUUUGGAGGUAUGCUUGGGUCAUUGUCCAUUUGGAAGACCCAUUUGCGACCAAGCUUUAACUUCCUGACUGAUGUCUUGAGAUGUUGCUUCAAUAUAUCCAUAUAAUUUUCUUGCCUCAUGAUGCCAUCUAUUUUGUGAAGUGCAGCAGGCCCUCCUGCAGCAAAGCACCCCCACGAAAUGAUGCUGCCACCCCCGUACUUCACGGUUGGGAUGGUGUUCUACAGCUUGCAAGCCGCCCCCUUUUUCCUCCAAACAUAACAAUGGUCAUUAUGGCCAAACAGUAAACAUUUUGUUUCAUCAGACCAGAGGACAUUUCUCCAAAAAGCACAAUCUUUGUCCCCAUGUGCAGUUGCAAACCGUAGUCUGGCUUUUUUAAUGGAGGUUUCGGAGCAGUGGCUUCUUCCUUGCUGAACGGCCUUUCAGGUUAUGUCGAUAUAGGACUGGUUUUUACUGCGGAUAUAUAUACUUUUGUACCUGUUUCCUCCAGCAUCUUCACAAGGUCCUUUGCUGUUGUUCUGGGAUUGAUUUGGACAUUUCACACCAAAGUACGUUCAUCUUUAGGAGACAGAACGUGUCACCUUCCUGAGCGGUAUGAUGGCUGCAUGGUCCCAUGGUGUUUAUACUUGCGCACUAUUGUUUGUACAGAUGAACGUGGUACCUUCAGGCAUUUGGAAAUUUCUCCCAAGGAUGAACCAGACUUGUGGAGGUUUUUCUGAGGUCUUGGUUGAUUUAAUUGGAUUUUCCCAUGAUGUCAAGCAAAGAGGCACUGAGUUUGAAGGUAGGCCUUGAAAUACAUCCACAGGUACACCUCCAAUUGACUCAAAUUAUGUCAAUUAGCCUAACAUAAGCUUCUAAAGCCAUUAAUUCAUUUUCUGGAAUUUUCCAAGCUGUUUAAAGUCACAGUCAACUUGUGUAUUUAAACUUCUGACCCACUGGAAUUGUGAUACAGUGAAUUAUAAGUAAAAUAAUCUGUCUAUAAACAAAUGUUGGAAAAAUUACAAGUGUCAUGCACAGAGUUGAUGUUGUAACCGACUUGCCAAAACUAUAGUUUGUUAACAAGAAAUUUGUGGAGUGGUUGAAAAACAAGUUCAAGUGUAUAUAAACUUCCGACUUCAACUGUACAUUAUCAUCAAGGUAGCCACCACACUGUUUUCCAAACAAUCCUGUUUGUUUUGGAUUCAUCUUAAAGUGUAUAAAUGCCCUCAAUGUUAAAAAAAGCAAGGACACAAAACCUUUAAGGAAGUGGAUACAUCCCGAGACCUUGGAAAACUGACCAGUGAUGACUCAAUUGAUUUUAAGUUAUUAAGCCAUGAUAAUGAUCAGCACAGCAAAAUGAACUAGCAUGUUUAAGGAUCAGUAAAGGACAACUUUGUGUACCAUCGACUGUUAGCCAAUGUGUGUCUUGUUCUUAAGGAGCAGUCAUACAGUUACUUAGUAAUGAAGUCUUAUGUGGCGAUAGAAGAGUAACAGAGAGUAAGCUGUUGAAACUGCAUGUGUGUUUUGUGAGAUAUUGUGAAAAUCCAAUGCCCCAUUUUUGUUGCAUUUAUGAUAUAUCUAAGAGCUGUAUAUGUGACCAUUUUUAAGAAUAAUUUCAGUAUGACAAAUAAACCUUUGUUGCUCUUGUU
Messenger RNA from Oncorhynchus nerka (sockeye salmon), 6834 nucleotides. Its product is annotated as transmembrane protein 74B-like. The transcript has a single exon. NCBI's taxonomy places the organism in Eukaryota, Metazoa, Chordata, Actinopteri, Salmoniformes, Salmonidae. The record is from RefSeq and is a predicted model, not a curated record. The coding region runs from base 1321 to 2061 and encodes 246 amino acids.